GCGUAGAUCCACAAGGACCAAUUUCAUUAACACACCAGGUCCUGUCAUUAGAAAUUUAGUAUCUGAAAAGAGGAUUAAUAACAUUUAUAUUGUGGAAAAUUACAACAACAAGUGUUUAUUGAAGUAAAAUUUCUGAUUUUUGAAAAUGGAAGAUUUGAAUUAUAAGAAUUUAAAUACUAUGCAAAUUGGAACAAUUACUUGAUUGUGACACCGCUACUUAACUGAAUUAUAUGUGAAAGACAAUAUAUAACUCAAGAUGGCAGAAGAUAAUUACCUUCCAGCUAGUCUCGAGAAAUUAGAGAUUGAUUCACACAGGGAAACGUACAACUUUAAGCAUGUAAACCCAUUCAGUCGGGAAGGUGGUCGUACCUGUAAAAAGGUGUCAAAUCCUAUUGAUGAAACGUUUGGAAAACUCAGUUUUUCUGGAGAGGAAUGUACUAGUACAUCAUGCCAUUGUAAUGUUCAGUUCUUGGCCGUUUCAUCUGCAGCACACCAUGAUAGUCUGUGUGAUGACUGGUCCAAUUGCAAACGGGUACUUCAUGUUCAUCCUACAGUUACCUUCAAGAGGAACCUUGUACGAAAGAGCAAGCUGGGUGUUGUUUGUGCUGUGAGAAAGACAGAUAAGAGUAAUAAAAUUUUGAAGGAACCUGUUUUGAAACUUGUAAAUAGGUCACUGCAGAAUAUGUUGCCACUCAACAAAAUUGAUGUUAGAACGAUCCCUAUAUCAAAAUUGGCUACUGAUAAGGCUGUGCAAGAAAGUGUCACUGUUCCAUUGCAUAAUUCUGUAAGCAGUUCUAAAUCGCAAGAGUUGUUUGGUCACAGCAUUAUUUCACACCAAGAUUUUAGGUCUCUCCUUUCAUUGUCAACAAAAGUUUCUUCCACAGACAGAAGCCAGAGUUACAGUACCCCUAGCUUUCAUCACAUGCGUGCAAAUUGUAGAUCCAAACAGAUGUGUAUGGGAGAGCCAAAAGUAGGGAAGAAAAUGUCUUCAGGGGAGAACACGUGUGUUGGCUGUGUGAUGAAGAAGCUGGCAGCAACUGGGCUUACACACAACAAUGGUAACAACUCAGGUGGUCAGUCAUGCUCACAGCAAGCCAGGAUGACUGUUUCUGGUUCUUGUGAUGAUGUUACAAUUGAUGAAUUAGCCAGCUACUUUGAUGUCUUUGUUCAUAUCCCUAAAAAAAUGUCCCACAUGGCUGAGAUGAUGUAUAUUUAGGAGCAUGGUCAGUCAGUAAUUUCUCCUUCUUAAGUAAAAUUUUGACUAGUUUUUCAUAUGUUAACUUCGUGUUUAUAAACAAAAAUUAAGUACUAUUUUGUAUGUCAGUUUUUCUAAAUACAGUUUAGGUGUCUAAUUUCCCAGCCAAACAGUACAAUUGUAGCUGCCAUGAAAGCUUUCACUAUUGCUUUUGUAAUACAACACAUUGAGGCUGAAGAAAUUACUGUUAUUACAUAGACGCUCCAGAGAACAGAAUGCAUGGCAGGAAAAUACGUGAAGAGACUACAGUAAUAUUGUACAAAGACUGCAUUGCAUUACACAGUAAAAGCUAGGUAUGUUUCUGCUGGCGAUUUCAAUUACCAGUAUAGGCAUAUCUCCAUAUUCACAUGGAAAAAUCACCAGUAGUGAAAAUGAAUAAGAUCAUUGGCUGUGCUAAUGAACUGUAUACUUACACAUAAUGCAGUACUUUAAAUUAAAACAUAACAGCAGUUGAACAGAGUUCAUGGCUAUGAGCAUAUUGUUAAAAGUACUAAAAAGAAUCCCCCUCACAGAGUGUGCAUACAGGUGACUUGUUUGAUGCAAGGCAGGGUUUACUCAGUAAUGCUGUUAUUGGCAACUGCUUUCUUUUCUUACUCAUUUUCUGUGUUUCUGAAUAAGGCUACAUAGCAAUAUCAAACUCAUGUUUAUUCCCAGACUUCUUUCCAGGAGUGGGCCAUAAACAUUAAAAAGCACUAUGGGUAAAUUUUAUAAGAAAAUUCUUGAUAAUGUAUUGGUAGCUUGGCCACAAAUGGUGACUAUAAUUUGUAAUUAAUAAUUUGUCUUCGUAAAACUGCCAUUUUAAAAUACAUGCAGUGUGUACACAAUGCGAAGUCAGAUGGAGUAUAUAUUUAUGUAUGUUUGUUAUUUCAAACACUGUUUUUGUAAGAUAGCUGGUUUAUAUACUACCUUUUGUGAGGUCACUCAUGUUUUUUUUUCUGGCUGUACUUUAUUUAUUACUUAAUACCUUCUGUUUCUUUAUCUGAACUUACAAUGAACAAUAAGGUAAGUUUAAGGUUUUCAUGCGU
Messenger RNA from Zootermopsis nevadensis, 2280 nucleotides. Lineage: Eukaryota; Metazoa; Arthropoda; Insecta; Blattodea; Termopsidae. The record is from RefSeq and is a predicted model, not a curated record.